CGGAAUCAAUAGCUCGAUUUAUGUAGGGUUAUCUUUUUCUCCUAAAUCGCUGGUUGUUGUUACUGAUCAUACGAGCAAUAUAAUCCUUCAUGGGUUUGGAUUUCAGGCGGAUGAGAUGGAGUUCUGAUUAGGGUUUACGUCUGAAUAUACAUAUAUAUGCCUAAAUUCCGCAACUCAUUUCUCUGAAUUGAAAGAAAUGCCUGGACUCUGAGAUGUUUCGAGGAGAGGCUUUUGGUUGCAUGUUUUAUCUGGAUGGGGGAGAUCCUAAAACCGCGGAUUGUUGACAGGGGUUAGGAAUAGGAUUUGGUGUUAGGGUUUGUAAAUAUGAUAAAACAGUUACUUGGUAGGCUACCUCGAAAGCCCUCUUCGAAAUCGAGCCCUAAUGACGCUGUUUCUAAUGAUGGAGGUGUUGCCAGCGCCGCACCUCCAUUUAUAAAUUCAUCUCAGGGGCCGAACUCCGUAGGUGCUGGGAAAGCUUCAAAUGCAAGCGGUGGUGCUUCCCGUACUAACAAUGGGGCUCCCGCCCUGCAAUCGUCCAGUAUGAAUAAGCCAAAUGGGAAAUAUGCAGCUGUUGCUUCCCAUGCCGGGUCUUUGCCGUCGUCGAGCCCCUACGAGGCACUUCCUAGCUUUCGGGAUGUUCCCAAUUCGGAGAAGCAAAAUCUAUUUAUAUGGAAGCUGAGCAGGUGUAGUGUUGUAUUUGACUUCACUGAACCCUCCAAGAAUCUUAAGGAGAAAGAUAUAAAGCGGCAGACCCUGCUAGAACUCGUUGACUACAUUUCCUCUGUAUCUUCCAAGAUCAAUGAUAUUGUGAUGCAAGAGAUUACAAAGAUGGUAGCUGCCAAUUUGUUCCGCACUUUUCCAUCCUCAAACCACGAUAACAAGCUCCUGGAAACCUUUGACGCAGAGGAAGAAGAGCCCAUGAUGGAACCGGCAUGGCCUCACCUUCAAAUUGUUUAUGAGUUCCUCCUGAGGUUUGUGGCUUCUUCAGAGACAGAUGCCAAGCUGGCCAAGAGAUACAUUGAUCACUCAUUUGUGUUGAGGUUGCUUGACCUUUUUGAUUCAGAGGACCAGAGGGAAAGAGAAUACCUGAAGACCAUAUUACAUCGCAUCUAUGGGAAAUUCAUGGUGCACCGUCCAUUCAUCAGGAAAGCCAUAAACAACAUCUUUUACCGUUUCAUCUUUGAAACUGAGAAGCACAAUGGUAUUGCAGAAUUGCUCGAGAUCUUAGGCAGCAUAAUCAAUGGGUUUGCAUUGCCACUGAAGGAAGAGCACAAGCUUUUCCUUGUCCGGGCUUUGAUCCCACUACACAAACCCAAGUGUGUGUCUAUGUAUCAUCAGCAGCUUUCAUAUUGCAUAACUCAGUUUGUGGAGAAGGACUUCAAGUUGGUAGAUACAGUGAUUCGUGGACUUCUAAAGCAUUGGCCUAUAACUAACAGUUCAAAGGAGGUUAUGUUUCUUAGUGAGCUGGAAGAGGUUCUAGAAGCCACCCAAGAAGCAGAAUUCCAGCGAUGCAUGGUACCUUUGUUCCGCCAGAUUGGUCGCUGCCUCAACAGCUCACAUUUCCAGGUGGCUGAGCGAGCAUUAUUCCUGUGGAACAAUGAUCAUGUAAGAAAUCUUAUCACGCAGAACCGUAAGGUGAUAUUGCCCAUAAUAUUCCCAGCCUUAGAGAGGAACACCCGGGGCCACUGGAAUCAGGCUGUUCAGAGUUUAACAUUGAAUGUGAGGAAGGUCUUUAUGGAUUUUGACCCAGAGCUCAUUGAGGAGUGCUUGUUAAAAUUCCAAGAAGAUGAGGCCAAGGAAAGAGAGAGGCAGGAGAAACGGGAAUCAGUCUGGAAGCGCUUGGAAGAUGUAGCAGCCUCCAGGGCUGUUAGCAAUGAGGCUGUGCUGGUGUCCCGGUUCGUGUCGUCCCUGGCUGUUGCUAAGUCCACAAGUCCACGAGCUGCUGUUGGUAGUUAGAGAGCCAUGAAUCCUGCAAAUCAUCUAAUUCAUGGUUGGUGGGGGGGGGGGGGCACCUCAUGGCGAGUCUACCUAAUGAUUGGUCAAUUCCCCUUGUUUCUUCUACAUAUAUAUUUUGAAUUAACCCUGCAGGUUGUGAAGAUGAUGAACGAAGAUGGGGUUCUGUGGCUAUUGAGAGUUGGUCCUAUUUUGGGCUAUUGAUCUCCUUUUAGGGUUCUUCAGCCAGCGAAUUGUAUGUGUGUAUCAUAAAAGGAUUUGGUUAUAGAGGUAGUGUCUGCGAAUUUCCUACCUGCUGAUCGUUAUUUUUAUUUUUAUGUAAUGAUGAUGCAAGAGAUUCUGCC
Messenger RNA from Telopea speciosissima, 2297 nucleotides. RefSeq names its product serine/threonine protein phosphatase 2A 59 kDa regulatory subunit B' gamma isoform-like. Bases 325 to 1956 code for a protein of 543 amino acids. Gene Ontology annotation, biological process: signal transduction. Lineage: Eukaryota; Viridiplantae; Streptophyta; Magnoliopsida; Proteales; Proteaceae. Gene Ontology annotation, molecular function: protein phosphatase regulator activity. The transcript has 3 exons. The record is from RefSeq and is a predicted model, not a curated record. Gene Ontology annotation, cellular component: protein phosphatase type 2A complex.